Suncus etruscus (white-toothed pygmy shrew) is the source of this 1362-nucleotide messenger RNA. RefSeq names its product G protein-coupled receptor 146 (gene GPR146). Gene Ontology annotation, cellular component: membrane. The transcript is spliced from 2 exons. The record is from RefSeq and is a predicted model, not a curated record. Gene Ontology annotation, molecular function: G protein-coupled receptor activity. NCBI's taxonomy places the organism in Eukaryota, Metazoa, Chordata, Mammalia, Eulipotyphla, Soricidae. Gene Ontology annotation, biological process: G protein-coupled receptor signaling pathway. The coding region runs from base 76 to 1074 and encodes 332 amino acids.
GCCCGCGCGGCGUGCGCGCCGUGAGCCCUGCGCCUGCAGCCCGGCCCCGCGGCCCAGCGAGCGCUCCAGCCUGCCAUGUGGAGCUGUGGCCCACUCAACGGCACGGGCCGGGCCGAGGACCUGGCCUGCCAGCACCUACCCCUGGCACUGUCGGCGCUGUCGCUGCUCUACCUGGUAGUGGGCUGCCCUUUGGGCCUGGGCUACAAUGCACUGCUGCUGCUGGCCAACCUUAGUGACGCACGAACCAUGACCAUGCCCGAUGUCUACUUCGCUAACCUGGCAGCAGCCGGCCUGGUGCUGAGUGCACUGGCACCUGUGCAGCUGCUGGGACCCGCGGCGGCAGGCUGGGCACGCUGGGCAUUGAGCCGAGAGGCACAUGUUACUCUGCUGCUGCUGUUCCAUGUGUGCGCUCUGGUGAGCACCUACUCCACGGCACUGCUCAGCCUGGACUGCUGCAUCGAGAGGGCCCUGCCGCGCACCUACAUGGCCAGCGCCUACAAUACCCGGCAUGUGUGUGGCUUCGUGUGGGGCGGCGCCCUGCUUACUAGCUUCUCCUCACUGCUGCUCUACGUGUGCAGCCACGUGGCAGCCAGGGUAGCCGAGUGUGCGCGGCUGCAGGACACAGCGGCAGCCGAUGCUGUUCUGAUAGUGGUCGGCUACCUGGUGCCUGCCCUCGCUGUGCUCUACGCGCUGGCUCUAAGUCUCCGGUUGCGAAAGGAGGACACACCACUGGACCGAGAUGCCUCACGCCAAGACCCAUCAGUGCACCGGCUGGUGGUGGCCACUGUGUGCGCACAGUUCGGCCUGUGGACACCUUAUUAUCUGAGCCUCCUGGGGCAUCUGCUCCUAGCCUCACGGGGCAAACCCACUGAUGGACAGGGCCUGGGACUGCUGGUCCUGGCCAAGGACGUGGCUCGGUGCCUGGCCUUCGCCAGCAGCUCCGUCACGCCGCUACUCUACCGUGGCCUCAGCACUCAGUUCCCUGCCAAGCUGCAGCGACUGAGCAGAAGGCUGCGCUGUGGGCACCAGCCCUGCCCCUCAGAGCCAGCAGGGGCAGAGCAGGUGGGGGUGUAGGUGUGGGCCUGGACUCAGUGAAUAUACAGGCCCCAUGGCCAGCUGGGCACCUGAAGCCCCAUCUUCCCUAGGAGGCCCCGAAGUGCCAGUGCUGGAAAGCAGGUCCCCAAGCAUGCGGUGAGGGGCUGACUGCCAGACCUCCAGUGCACUCCCAUGCCCACUCCUCAUGCUGAAGAGUUCUGCCGGGCUGGGCAGCCGCAUCUGUGGGGUCCACGAGGGAGCAGGUGUGUGGCAGUGCCAUGGCUGUUCCCGUACACAGGAGCCGAAAUAAAUGCAGCAGAGCCUGCC